UUUCACCAGUCACCACAAAGAGUAGCCACUUCCAUAACCUUUAAAGUCAUAGAUUUCAGAUAAAGAUUGAGUUGAAGAUGACCACCAAGAUUUGGAUCAAUCUCAUCAUCUUAUCUUUACUAAAAGCAGUCUCAUCCCUCUCCGGACCCUCAGAGGUGAAGAGUGUAGUUGGUGAAACAGUCCACGUCUCCUGCCAGUAUCACCAGUUCAACAGGGACAAGGUCAAAUUCUGGUGCAGGGGUUAUCACUGGUAUUUCUGCACAGUUAUCAUUCGAUCUGAUCAACCUAAACAUCUGACCAGUGAUGUUCAGAUAUUGGAUGAUAAAAACCUUGGGUUAUUCACAGUCAGUAUGAAAGGAGCAACAGCAGAGGACAGUGGCUGGUACUGGUGUGCAAUUGAAAGAGCCAGCAGAACGUUGGCGUUUCGUCUUCAGCUGACUGUCUCCGAGUGGCUUGUAUCUCGGCUCAAAACAGAAACCACAAAACAGUUCAACGAGACCUCAACUUCCCCAACAACGUUGACAACACCACUGUCCACACCUUGUAUGACUCAAACAACAGGUCUCAUAUCUGCUACAAGCAAUUCAACAAGUGUGACAGUGUCCUUGGAUCAAGAUGAUCCGGUGUGGAAAGUAUGGAGAGUACUGCGCUGGAUGCUCUUCCUUUUCCUGUGUCUGUUCCUUGUUCUCUUCAGUACACGAUGCCAUCGUUGAUAUUUGUACCAUUCCUGCCGAUAUAUCGCUUGCCUCAGUGUGUGCUACAUUUACCCUAAAUCAAAAUGUACCAAAUCAAAAUCGUUGAGAAUAUUGUUUUGUUUUAAUUUAUGAAGCUAAAACAUUCAAACAUGCACAUAUAUUUUAAUUAGAAGCAAAUACAUUGAGGUCAUAACAUGUUCCGAGAGAUAUGAAUGUAUAGAGAAACAAUACUAAAGAUGUUGGAUCUUAAUUUGAACCAGUUUGCAGGAAAAUAAUCCUGCAGCAACAGAAAAUGUGAAUUAUUAUGUGGAUUUGUCACGUUCUGACCUUAGUUCCUUUUUUAUGUCUUUAUUUUAGUUGGUCAGGACUGUUUCGGUUGUUUGUACUUUUGUUAUUUUGUUCAGUGUUCUGUUGAUUUAUUAAAUAUAUCAUUAUGGACACUUACCA
This is a messenger RNA of Oncorhynchus masou masou (cherry salmon), 1142 nucleotides long. Its product is annotated as CMRF35-like molecule 3. The record is from RefSeq and is a predicted model, not a curated record. The transcript is spliced from 4 exons. Bases 78 to 713 code for a protein of 211 amino acids. Gene Ontology annotation, molecular function: transmembrane signaling receptor activity. Gene Ontology annotation, cellular component: plasma membrane. Lineage: Eukaryota; Metazoa; Chordata; Actinopteri; Salmoniformes; Salmonidae.